AUGGUGGUCUUGGUCUCUCGCAAUAGCCGCGCAAUAUUCGCUCUAUGCUCCCUCAUUACUGCUCAGCGCGGCUUUGCAGAUGCUUCGGUGACAACGCAGACCGACAUUGGUGCUUGUCUGAAGAAAGCUGGUAUCGAACACUCGGUUCCCACCACCUCAACGUGGGCGAUUGACACUGAGGCGUGGAAUUCACGUGUGAGCCCCAACCCUUCAUCCGUCGUAUUCCCCCAGACAGAGGAAGAAGUCUCUGCUGCUUUGAAGUGCGCUGCUAGCUGCGGCGUCAAAGUGACCACGCUUGGUGGCAACCGUUCAUUCUCGAGUAUGGGCUUCGGUCGCAACGACGGUGCUUUGGUGAUUAAUCUCAAGUAUAUGUCGCAUCUCAAGUACGACAAGUCGACCAAACUGCUUUCAUUUGGUGGUCCCGUCACGAUAUCUGAAGCAGCCAAGUAUUUGUUAACGUACAAGCGCACGCUUCCCCACGGUCGUUGCGGGGAUGUCGGCAUGACUGGUGUGUCCGCCUCCGGCUUCGGCACCCUUUCGCGUGCUUACGGUACUGCGCUAGACAACUUGGUAUUUGCGCGUGUGGCGAUUGCCAACGGUUCCAUAGUGGAUGCUAGUUUCAGACAAAACUCGGACUUGUUUUGGGCUGUACGUGGUGCCGCCAGUUCCAUGGGUGUCGUACUGGAUUUUAAGACUAAAACCUAUCCAUUUCCUUCUCAGUAUGUGACCAAUUACACCAUCGCUUUUGGCGAAAGCAUUAAUACAACCAUACAGGACAACGUCGAUGCUCUUAUUGGCACACAGAAUUGGGCUCUGAGCAAUGACAACAACGACUUUCUUUCGAUCCGUUUCACUUUGAAGACUAAAUCCACGCUGCAAGGCUUUUUUUACGGCUCUACUUUACAUGCCAAGAAGGUGUUAGGCUCGCUAAUGAAGAGACUUCCUACAUCGAUGGUCUUGACCACAACCGAGAACAGCUUCUGGGUGUCGGAGAGCAUCUCAACUGCUGGUAUUUUCGACGGGACGCUUACACCCCGCCGCUACUUCUUCAUUGCAUCGGUGACAAUCCCCAGACUUACCCCUCUUACCAACGCCACGGCCACAGCGCUGUUCACUAAUACCGCCUUUGCUCCCAAGCUUCCGGACGCCUCUGCCUCUGGCUUUGUAGACAUUUGGGGUGGCAAGUACGCCAGGGGAGUUCGUGCUGACGCUUCGGCUUGGAAGCAUGACGACAGCCUGCUCCUAAUUCGAUGGGACAUGCGUUCGUCGGCCUUUGACAUUCCAUUCGCGAAAAGCUCGAUAACCACGAUGCGCAACAACUUUUACAAGUUUGUGGACGCUUACAAGGCUUCAGGUGGCGUGCCCGGUGGCUUUACGACGUACCGGGACGAGAUGUGGACGGUGCCCGAGAUGGCCAAAUACUUGUACGGCGGCCCCAACUUCGGUAAGCUUCAGAAGAUCAAGACCAAAUACGACCUGCAUGAGCUCUUCAAUGCGGACCCUCAGGCGAUUGCUGCUUUGGCUUAG
This is a messenger RNA of Peronospora belbahrii, 1527 nucleotides long. The record is from the annotation of a GenBank genome assembly. NCBI's taxonomy places the organism in Eukaryota, Oomycota, Peronosporomycetes, Peronosporales, Peronosporaceae.